AUGGCGUCCGUGACGUAUGCAGUAAUACUGCUGGGAUUAUGUGCUCGGAUCUGCGACUGCUCACAGUCAGAUGCGCACGAUUGGAGACUCUCGGUGACCAAAUAUCCAUGGGGCGACAUUCUGGAGGGCAGUGACGUCACUUUCACAUGCACCAUUGUCUCCAGCAACCCAGAUUUGUUUGUGUGGAUUGAGUGGCAGCACCUUCUUUCUGAGGAAACCACCACUCUCACCGAACCGACAUACGUAACGGGCAGCGACACUUUGACCCUUACGGGGGUGUCUGGGAACCAGGCCGGCAGUUACCAGUGUGCAGGAAGCAACUCCUUGUCACCAGCCUAUUGGAAUCCCACUACAUUUUCUGGUUGGGGUCGUUUAUCGCUUAUCUAUCGCCCCGUCAUUAUGAACAAAGAUAGGACGUGGAUUGGUGCCAACAACAACUACACGACGACCUUAGAAUGCAUCAUCCGAAGCGAUCCCCGCCCUGCAGUCACUUGGUACGGUCCAAACGGCGCCAAUAUAACCGAAGACACGGACCCCGACCGAGUCUCACUUGGAGAAUAUCUUUAUUACGAUUCUUCUUUCGGGUUUAGAUUCCACAAUAAGCUGACAAUCAAUCCAGUGAAUUCCAGCACUGAUUACGGGAUGUACAGGUGUAGGGCUUCCAACGGCAUCGGUACAUUUGUCGACCAUGAAAUCGAGUUGAAAGAAACAGGACCGCCUGAGGCGCCAAAGGACCUCAAAAUAUCUAACGACGGCGCACUAACUGAGGAUACCAUCGUGUUCAACUGGGAGCCAGGCUAUGACGGGGGUGAGGAAUUGGAGUCCUAUUACAUGAACAUUCGCGGGAUUCCGGGAGAUUUCAAUGCAUCGAACUGGAUCCAACUUGGGCCAAAGGAGCGGUAUUGGGCGUAUACUGACCUCCAGCCGGACACUCUUUACCAAAUAACAGGGUAUGCCAGGAACAUACUCGGCCCCAGUCCAAACACGACUCUGGACGUCCGCACGACGCCCACUUCACCGAGUGACUUAGGUAUAACAGUGUCAUAUACCAAGUCAAAAGGGAGAAUUAUCGUCACCGGCAUACCCAGAGCUGACAAAGACAACAGAGCCUGCCUACGACUAGCGGGACGGGACCUGGAAAACGUGUUUGAUGUUAGUCUGAGGCCAGAUCUGGACUGCAUUCAGAGUGCCGGCGAGUUCGAAUACUUCGCCGACGGCCCGUAUUUUGACAACAUGCGAUGUUACCUCUGCCGCGACAAACUGUGCGGUCGGCAUUCUUACGUUGCUUAUGUUUGGGAGCUUUUUGUGACCAAGACCCCAUCGGGAACUGUUCUGGAGGGGGAUGACGUCACUCUCACCUGUGCCUUCGACAGCGGCCUUUCGGGAUGGAUUGAGUGGCGGUACAGUCUGGAUCGGGAAAUAUCGACCACUCUCACCGAACCGAUGUUCACUACGGACAGCAACGACUUGACUUUUAAAGGCGUAUUCAGGAACCAGUCUGGUUGGUACCGAUGUGCUGGGAAUAGCAUGUGGUCAGACGAUUGGAACCCGAAUCGAUUGUCUGAUUGGACUGUUAAUGUAGUCUUCUACGGCCCUGAAAUCAGCAAUAAGGAUAGAACGUGGAUUGGUGCGAACGACAACUACAAAUCAACCUUAGAAUGCAUCAUACAAGGCAAUCCCCUCCCCAAUGUCACUUGGUACGGUCCAAACGACACCAUUAUUACCACCGACACAUUACCUGACCGGAUUUCACUUGAAGAUACCAUAUCCGGAGAUGGGGUGUUUGGAUAUCAGGUCAUUAGUCAAGUGGUCUUCGCUGCAGUGGAGAGCAGCACCGAUUAUGGCAUGUACAGGUGUAGGGCUGCCAGCAGCAUCGGUACAUUUGACGAGCAUGAAAUACAGCUGAAAGAAACAGGAAAUCCUGAACCCCCAAAGGAACUUCAGCCGUGGUACGUAACAGACUCACGCAUCUCGGUCCAAUGGGAGUCGGGAUACGACGGAGGCGAGGAGUUAGAGAAUUUUUUUUCCAACAUUCGCAAGAUUCCUGAUGUGUUCGACCCACUUGACUGGAUCUCAAGCAGGCCUGAUUAUAAUAUGAUAACGUACCGUGACCUGCAACCGGACACACUCUACCAAGUAGCAGUGUAUGCAACCAACAAGCAUGGCUCCAGUCCUUAUGCGACUCUGACCGUGCGCACAAACCCCGGAUCUCCGGAUGAAAUGGGUACAACAGUGUCAUACAUCCAGGCACAAGGUAAGUUUGUCAUCACCGGUAUACCGGAAGACGAAGAUGCCGGAACCUGCCUACGACUUGAGGUAUAUGACGAAGCUCAAGGGGAAUGGGUGAGUCUGAGGCCAGACCUGGACUGCAUUCAGCAUGGCGGGGAGUUCCUGUACUCCAGCCCGUAUCCCACAGACCACUUCCACUGUCUCUACUGUCGGGACGACGUGUGCGGUUACUCGUCUCAUGUUACGAUUGUUACACCGACUCCACAGCCCACCCGUCCCACAGGUGAUGCUAACAGCAAUCAAGUGGUGAUCAUAGCUGUGUGCGUGGCUGGGACCAUUAUUCUCCUGCUAGUGACCAUUGCAAUGUGUUACAUCUGCAAGUGCUGCAGCGGUAAACCUCAAGAUGAAGUGCGGAGGACUGCACCACAACCAAAUACGACAGUUGAAGUAUACAACCCUUCGUACGACCCGCCUCCAACCUACGUGCAAGCAGUUGAAUUGGAAGCCAAUGCUGGCAAAAAUAACGAUGACCCCCCACCGGCGUACGAUUGUGUGCCAUCUCACGAAGCCCCGAAGGUUACGGAUGAAAACGAAGAACAAGUCUAGUUGCCUAUUCGACCGUACAUGGAGCAAGGGAGACACAUAUGACAAAAUGCAGAUGUUACCCUAGGGCGUCUUACACCUAUACUUUUUGAAAUACUGUGGUAAUUGAUUUCAAAUUUGGUUUCCUCUCACAUUUUCCAUAAUUUCCUGGAAUGUCUAACCAUUUAAUAAUUGAAAUAUUUCCCAUGCGUUUUUAUACAAUUUUUCUCCAAAAACUACAACAAAAACAAAACAAAAAAUCCAGGAAUCAAAAUUUCCUAAAAAAGGAAGGAAAUACGAAAACAAAUGAUGUAUAUAAUUCCGAAAUUCUUAUUUAUUUUAAAAUUCAUUUUUUUUGGGUUUAAUUUUCGUAUUUAAUUUUCUUUUUUUUUAUUUCCUUGCAAUAACCAUGCAAUUCAGCGUCCAGCUGCGAAUCGGUCUAAUAAAAUGUGAAUAUGAGUAUAUAUGAAUAUGAAUGUAUACAUCUUUAUUAAAAUGUCCUUGCAUUAUCUAUGAUUCUCCCAAUGGAUGAAACGUAUUGCUAUUUUUGUCUUGUUUACAAUAUUAAAGGGUUUCUGAUUUUCAGUAACAUAUUUUUCCCCCAUUUUGCUGUCAAUUUAAUGCACGUAAACAGCAUGAGCGUCCGCAGGGGUGUCAAUGGGAGUGCAAAUGUACCAGUAUACCAGUAGCAUAGUGCAUUUAUUUCAAUGCUGUCCUUGGAAAUGUACAUUGUCUACAAUAAGUAGAAAUACAAUAUUACAGGUUCAGUUAAUAUCAAAUUAUUACACAAAGGCCAACAUUUAGGUUUGGGUGAAGCACAAUUUUUUUGUUCCCUAACCUAGGAACAGACAACGGGACAGACAGGACAAAGGACUACAACAGCAAAUGAGUGUGCGUGCAGGUACUAAGACGUAACAAUACAAAAUAAAUUAAAUGAUAAAUUUAUAAAUAUGCAUCAAGAAGUUGUUGUUUCAGUUUUUUGACAAAAUUUUGACAAUAUUUAAUAUAGUCUGUGAUGUUGCUUUUUUUCAAAGAUUCACUUAGACUGUUCCAGUAAUUAACACCACAUUGAAUAAGACUGAUUUUAAAUAGGACGUUAGACUGUAACGAACAUGGAUUAUUUUCUUGAAGCACUUCGAGUAUUGUUCGAAUGUAUGUUUGAUGAUAACGUAAAACAUGUGCUAAAAUAACCAGGUAAUGCAUUAUUAAUGUACUUAUAGAUACAUUUACCUAAAUUUAAGUAGUAGAUGUCUUUAAUUCGUAACAAUUUUAUAUUUGCAAGUAGGAUCACAGUAUGAACACGGUGGCCAGCAUUAGAAAUGAUGCGAACAGCUCGCUUUUGUAACAAAAAAAGUUUGUCAAAAUUUAUUGAGGAACUACCCCAGUUUAGAAAUGAAUAGAUAAAAUAUGGGAGAACUAAAGAAUUAUAGAGCAUAACUAAAAUGUUGCUUGGAAUGAAGAAUUUUAAGCAAUUCAUUAUACCAACAGUUUUUGAUAUCUUGCUCCAGAUAUCACUGAUGUAUUUUUUUCCA
Patiria miniata (bat star) is the source of this 4343-nucleotide messenger RNA. RefSeq names its product Down syndrome cell adhesion molecule homolog. The coding region runs from base 1 to 2835 and encodes 944 amino acids. The transcript is spliced from 15 exons. Lineage: Eukaryota; Metazoa; Echinodermata; Asteroidea; Valvatida; Asterinidae. The record is from RefSeq and is a predicted model, not a curated record. Gene Ontology annotation, molecular function: protein binding.